Paramecium sonneborni is the source of this 264-nucleotide messenger RNA. Lineage: Eukaryota; Ciliophora; Oligohymenophorea; Peniculida; Parameciidae. The record is from the annotation of a GenBank genome assembly.
AGGACAGUAAUAUUUUUAAGCAUAAAACUACAAUCUGUAAUGAUAUUUAAUUAGAAUAAAGAAAAUAAUUAAAGUUCUAGAAACUCUUAAAUCCUUUUAGUAUUAAGAGAAUGAUCAUGACAAUAGUAAAUGUCAAAUUCAGUAUAGAUGGAGUGAAUUAUCAGAUGAUAAUAAUGAAUCCAAAAUGCUUUAUGAUAGAGUGGAAAUUAAAAUGUGAAAUUUACAAAGAGCUAAAUAUUCUAAAACUUUUUAAAUGAUUUAUGG